This is a messenger RNA of Panthera uncia (snow leopard), 2937 nucleotides long. RefSeq names its product G2/M-phase specific E3 ubiquitin protein ligase (gene G2E3). The transcript has 17 exons. Gene Ontology annotation, cellular component: nucleus. NCBI's taxonomy places the organism in Eukaryota, Metazoa, Chordata, Mammalia, Carnivora, Felidae. Gene Ontology annotation, molecular function: ubiquitin-protein transferase activity. Bases 601 to 2805 code for a protein of 734 amino acids. The record is from RefSeq and is a predicted model, not a curated record.
UGUGAGCAGGAGAGGGGCAGAGAGAGAGGUAGUCACAGAAUCCGAAGCAGGCUCCAGGCUCUGAGCCUUCAGCACAGAGCCUGACACGGGGCUCGAACUCACGAACCACAGGCGAGAUCAUGACCUGAGCCGAAGUCGGAUGCUUAACCAACUGAGCCACCCAGGCGACCCUGGGGAAUUUGCUUCUAAAAUGGCUCACUCAGCAUGGCUGUGGAUAAAUGCCUUAUUUCCUUGCCAAGUGGGCCUUUUGUAAGGAGCAUCUUCAAGUCCUUAUGACUUGGCAGCUAGCUUCCUCCAGCACAGGUGAUCCAUGAUAGAGAGUAAGGGGUGAGUCACAAUGCCUUUUAUGACCUAGUAGUCAUAAUAUGACCUAAUAUGACCUAAUAGUCAUACAUUGCCAUUUCUUCCAGGCGUCUUGGUAGAAGCAAGUUACUAAGUAUGGCCACAGUAAAGGAAAGGGAGGGAAGUCAGGCUGUAACUUUUGAAGGGAGGAGUAUCAAAAUGUGAAUAUCCCUGACUGACCAAGUAGAGUAAUGGACAGGUGGGUUUCCAGCUUUGGAGCAGGAAGAAGGCUGCGAUGAACAUUCAUGCAUAAGUAAAAUGAAUGAAAAUAAACCCGGUGCUUCACAGAAUCUUGCUUGUGUUUUUUGUCGAAAAAAUGAUGACUGUCCUAAUAAAUAUGGAGAAAAGAAAACUAAUGAGAAAUGGAAUCUCACUGUACAUUACUAUUGUUUGUUGAUGUCAAGUGGAAUUUGGCAGAGAGGUAAAGAAGAAGAAGGAGUUUACGGUUUUCUAAUAGAAGACAUCAGGAAAGAAGUGAACAGAGCUUCUAAACUGAAAUGCUGUAUUUGCAAGAAAACUGGUGCUUCAAUUGGAUGUGUUGCACCCCGAUGUAAACGAAGUUAUCAUUUUCCAUGUGGACUUCAGAGAGAAUGCAUUUUCCAAUUUACUGGCAAUUUUGCGUCAUUUUGUUGGAACCAUCGACCUGUUCAAAUAAUUACAUCUAAUAAUUAUAGAGACUCCUUACCAUGUACCAUUUGCUUGGAAUUUAUUGAGCCUAUUCCAACUUACAGCAUAUUACGAAGUCCUUGUUGUAAGAAUGCUUGGUUUCAUAGAGACUGUUUACAGGAAAAAAGUAACUUCGAGAUUGAGUUAAAAACAGAACCAAGAAUGAUUUAUAGUAAUACUUAUUUAAACACCCUUCCAGAUGAAGUUCAAGCAAUAAAUGCAGGAGUGUUUUUCUUUAGAUGCACAAUAUGCAAUAAUAGUGAUAUAUUUCAGAAAGAGAUGUUGAGAAUGGGAAUUCAUAUUCCUGAAAAAGAUGCAUCUUGGGAAUUAGAGGAAAAUGCUUAUCAAGAACUUUUGCAGCACUAUGAGCAUUGUGAUGUCCGGAGAUGUCGUUGCAAAGAAGGGCGAGACUAUAAUGCACCUGAUAGCAAAUGGGAAAUAAAGCGCUGUCAGUGUUGUGGUUCUAGCGGAACACAUUUAGCUUGUUCCUCAUUACGAUCAUGGGAGCAAAAUUGGGAGUGUUUGGAAUGUAGAGGUAUUCUCUACAAUUCAGAGGAUUUCCAAAAAGCCAAAAAGCAUACAUUACCCAACACUAAUAAUGUGGGAAUAACUGAUUGUUUGUUGGAAGAAUCAUCACCUAAAUUACCCAGACAGUCACCUGGAGCCCAGCAUAAAGAUCUUCUGAGGCAAGGCAGCAAAUUUAGAAGAGAUAUAUCAACAAUAAUAAUGGAAUUAGGAUUUCAAAUUAAAAAAAAAGCUAAAAGAUUAUGGAUUAAUAAAGCCAAUAUCUGGAAUAGUGCCUUAGAUGGAUUCAGAAAUCAAAACUUUAAUCCUUCAUACACAAUUGAAGUAGCAUAUGUUAAUGAAAAUGAUAAUUUUGGAAGAGAACAUCCUGGAUCAAAGCAAGAAUUCCUAAGUCUCUUAAUGCAGCAUCUUGAGAAUUCACCAAUAUUUGAAGGGUCCUUGUCUAAGAACUUGUCUCUAAAUUCUCAAGCUCUGAAAGAGAAUCUUUACUAUGAAGCUGGCAAAAUCCUUGCCAUUUCCUUGGUUCAUGGUGGUCCUUCACCUGGUUUCUUUUCUAAAACCUUGUUUAACUGCCUUGUUUAUGGACCAGAAAAUACCCAACCAAUUUUAGACGAUGUUUCAGACUUUGACGUGGCACAAAUGAUAAUCAGGGUAAAUACUGCAACAACUGUGGCUGACUUAAACUCAAUAGUAAAUGAAUGCUAUAACUAUCUUGAGCUUAUUGGAUGUCUAAGACUUAUAACAUCAAUAAGUGACAAAUACAUGUUGGCAAAAGAUAUACUAGUUUACCAUGUAAUUAAGAGAGUCCAAGCACCCUUUGAAAGUUUUAAGCAGGGUCUGAAAACUCUUGGUGUUUUGGAGAAAAUUCAGACUUACCCAGAAGCAUUUUAUAGCAUCUUCUGUCAUAAACCUGAGAAUCUUUCUGCAGAAAUCCUUAGUGAUCUUUUUACAGUCCGCACAUUAUCCAAUGUACAGUCUUUGGGGUUUUGGAACAGUUAUUUACAGGCUGUUGAGGAUGGUAAAUCUGCAGUAACAAUGGAAGACAUUCUAACUUUUGCAACUGGUUGCAAUUCCAUUCCACCUGCUGGAUUUAAACCCACUCCUUCAAUUGAGUGUCUUCAUAUGGAUUUUCCUGUUGGAAACAAGUGUAAUAACUGUUUAGCUCUUCCAAUCACCAAUACAUAUCAAGAAUUUCAAGAAAAUAUGGAUUUUGCCAUAAAAAACACUCUAAGACUAGAAAAGGAAGAAAGUACUCACUACAUUGGACAUUAAAUGUUUUGAACAAAGACAUGCUUCUUUAAAAGCUGCUAUUGAUACUUUUUUGUUUCAGAAAUCUGUCCAUCAUCAUUUUUGAACAAACUUGUCAGCUUCUUGGCCCAAUAAAAUUUAUGAUAUGAACAUAAA